Messenger RNA from Fomitopsis serialis, 2406 nucleotides. RefSeq lists its product as uncharacterized. The coding region runs from base 1 to 2406 and encodes 801 amino acids. The record is from RefSeq and is a predicted model, not a curated record. NCBI's taxonomy places the organism in Eukaryota, Fungi, Basidiomycota, Agaricomycetes, Polyporales, Fomitopsidaceae. The transcript is spliced from 12 exons.
AUGACUCUCGGCCACCGGGGCAGAGAAUGCCCCCAGCCGGCGGUUGUUGUGGAGGAUGACGACGAAGUGGAGAUGGACCGGGCGACCGAUCGCGCGGCCGACGAUGAUGGCGACGUACCAGCGGACCCUCUUCACCACACCGACUCACCUCCGCGACCCCCGCCCGCAAUGAUGACUAUUGUUGACACCACCGGGGUGCAUUUCCUCCCGGUGACGUGGUGCGGCUGUACCGAUGCCGGUGACCACACAUCGCAGCUUCUCGAUGCCGGGUUGUAUCCGGCAAGCCAGCGGAAGGCUCGUACAUGCUUCACCUUUGGGGCACUUGACAGUUUCCUGCUGGACAAUCUGGAGUUACCGGUGAGUGAUCGUGCAGAAUACCAGCACACCCACAUGAUUGAAAUGGAAGCGAAGAAACAGUUUGGAUACGGGCUGCAGUGGCGAGAGGCCCCGGGCAACGGAGACCUUGCUCACUUUUGCCCGGCAUGUCCGCAGCCCGGAGUGAACAUACCCGCGGACUGGGAGGUGGAUGAUAGGAAGUACCUAUAUGCCCGAGGAUAUGUCAUGGAUGGGAACUUCCACACCGAGCAAAUGAAAAUGCGCAAGCCAGAGAACGACGUACCGUUGAUGCCGGGGAAAAUGUUCAUGGUUCAUCCCGGCCCAUACGAGGAGCACCUGAAAGUAGCGAAGGACGUGAAGAUGCACUCAAGCUGCAACGACCACAAGGCGGUCUCCCAGGCCAACGCCAACCGGCAUAAGCUGGCUGUUACCGGGAUCGGCGCAACAUCUUGUUUGAGGCACAGGUGCUUCCUUCCGCACUCGGUAGUGAACUAUCAGAAGGGCGAACGUCAGAUGAACAUGGACUACUCCCUGUCCAAUGCUCUCGGCUACCGCUCGAGAGGUAUUGGGCACGUCUAUGUAUCAUACGACAUCAUGUGCCAGUACCACGUCCAUCUCCAUGACCGAUUUGACGACAAUCCUUAUCUUCAAAUGCCGGGGGCCUCGUCCUAUACAAGUGCAUUGGCCUCUUUCACAUUCACGGGGGCCGGGGAAGCUGACGGCGAGAUCAUCGAAACCCAAUGGUCGGGGAUCAAUCCCGUGUCGGGUAGUACCCGCUCAAUGUCAACAUCCCACCGGCAGGAAACCCUCGACCGGCACAUGAACAAUUGGAAUUGGAAGAAGAUGAUCACCAUGGUGGCUUCGCUGAGAAGAAAAAUCAAAGCCAAUCGGCCACUGCUGGCCGACAUGAAGGCCGACCUCACCGCGAAGGAGGCCAGUGUCGAUGCCGAGAUUUUGGGAGAGUAUCAAGCGAAGAAACAAAUUAUGCCUUCGCGGCUCGAACUUCAGAUUAAGCUGGCAGAAGAAGAGGGUGACGGCGGGGACCGCGUUGGCACAGCGGACUGGAUUGCCGAUGGCCUUAAGCUUGAAGAGCAACAACUCGCAAUCCAGAAAGACAUAAAGCAAAUGGGGGCCAUUGUGACGGGGGCUCAAGAGUUAAAGCUGGCCAAACGGAGGAAGCCUCUCGAGAGUCAGAUCCGGCGGUUCCACCGGCGAGCGGCUGCAAUUCACCGAAGGCAUGACUGGGGCGUGGCAGAGGAGGAAGCAGUGGAUGACGACUCGGCUGCGGAGUGGGAAGAAGAUCCCAACGAUCCCCCAGCACAUGCCGACAAUCCAUGGUCCAUCUUUCCCAGUAAACCGCCCGCACCAUACCCAGUGAAGGCGGCGGAACAUACGAAACUCGGGCUACCUUCGAAUUUCACGCGGAAUGCUCUAACCGCCAAUGGAUUGCAACGUUUGGCCGCGCACGAGCUCACUCUGCGGCGCGGACAAGCAAAUGAUGCCUUGCAGCAGCUUCGGAUUCUCAUCGGCAAGAAAUCGUUUGAGUUCCAGACAACCAUUCGGCACGGGAGGAAAGAUGGCAACAAGAAGCGCACCCGAUCCUUACCAAGUUGGGUAAACUCGACCGAGCUGUACAGCUUCAAGCCGCAAUCUAUCGCCGGGCCCGAGCGGCGAUGCAAGUGCUCGGCCUUAACUGCAAUUGCCGAGCCCAACAAGGCCGGCCAACGGCACAAAUCCCCCUCGUGGAUAUGGAAUGUUAACGUCGGUGGCGACAUACGGAGCAAUGACGAGUUGGGAAUCAUUCACAGGGUACAGUGGUUCCAUGCCCGUUCAAAGGUCGACAGAUUGGAGGAAGAAGCCGCCAUAUUGCGCAGGGAGCUUGACUCCGUGUGCCGAUACUUUGACCACGAAGCAUGCCGGUGGCGAGGACUAGUGACCAAUAACACCGAUGCCGAGUACCCAGGAUUUUCCCAGCACUGCCGAGCACAAGCUGCACUGUUCGAUCACCUGCAUGAAGAUGCGAAAGUGGCAUGGCGGGAUCUGUACCUGGAGCCAAAUCUCAUGACUUGA